GCUCUGGGGAUUUCCCACAAGGCCCCGCCCCCAGCUGAGUCACCAAGCUCCCCUCUUUGAGACUUUGACCUGCAGCCCGGUUCAGCUGCAGAGCCUCAGAACUCUGAAGAGCAAGGAGAAGAAUGUUCUCUGUCCUGUGAUCUCAAGAGAGAUAUUUGUGAAACCAGCUCCUUUGAUUAAAAUCCUUUUCGAAGCUGCUUCGCUACGAGACCUAUGCAAGAUUUCAUCAUGGGAAAUGGCUACUACAACAUAGUGGCUACUGUGCUGCUGGUCAUGAAUUUUGAGAGGACAAGAUCAGUGCCGGAUCCCUGCAGCAACUGUUCAGCAGGUACUUUCUGUGGGAAAAACAUACAAGAGCUUUGUAUGCCUUGUCCCUCAAAUAGUUUCUCCAGCACAAGUGGACAAAAGGCUUGUAACGUAUGCAGGAAGUGUGAAGGUGUUUUCAGGACCAAGAAGGAGUGUUCCUCCACCAGCAAUGCAGUGUGUGAGUGCGUGCCGGGAUUCCGCUGUCUGGGGGCGGGAUGUGCCAUGUGUGAAGAGUAUUGCCAGCAAGGUCAAGAGUUAACGCAAGAAGGUUGUAAAGACUGUUCCUUUGGGACAUUCAAUGAUGAGGAACAUGGCGUCUGUCGACCCUGGACGGACUGUUCUUUGGCUGGAAAGCCUGUCCUCAUGAAUGGGACGAAGGCAAGAGACGUGGUGUGUGGACCAAGGCCAACGGACUUCUCUCCAGGUCACACUUCCCAUGUCAUCAUCUUCUUUCUUGCACUGAUGUCAACUGCAGUCUUUGUCCUGGUAUCCUACCUGGCGCUCCGUUUCUCUGUUGUUCAACAGGGCAGGAAGAAACUCCUGUAUAUAGUCAAACAACCGUUUCUGAAGCCAGCGCAAACGGUCCAAGAGGAAGAUGCCUGCAGCUGCCGGUUUCCAGAAGAAGAGGAAGGCGAGUGUGAACUAUGAAUCGGAAAUCCAGAGAGGUGCUGGGACUCUCUUGAAAAGACUCACAGGAGAACUAUGGGGGACCCCGCUAGCACAUCUUUUCUAAAUUGCACCAUCCCAGAGAGGACCCAGAAGGACCCCAAUCUUUUUUUUCUAAAUGCUCAUGAGUUGGCCUUUAAAGAUGUACCCCUUGUAACAGAACCAAGCACGGGACAGAACUGAUGGCAUUUCCUAGAUACGGUUUAAGGGGCGUGGGCUACGUUUCUUGAAAUCCAAAGAGAAUUAUUUCUUAAAUUUGAUCUUGAAGGCCAAUGGUACAGCUAAAAAUUAUAAUCACAGUCAAUUCCAAUUUUUUUCUUUUUUUAGAUGCCAACCCAACAUAAGGCAAUAAGCCAUAAGAUGCAGGAAAUAUCCUCGACCAGAUGUUCCCUUGGCUCAGUCAUCCAGCGCAAUGAUGUCCUCCUCUGUCUGGGGGAGAAGGACAACAGUCAUCAUUAUUGCUCUAGUUUGGGGUCAAGAGGAAAAAAAAAAAAAACCCCAACUUGCCCAAAACCCAGACCUUGAGGAAGAGUUUUGGAAAGAAUCCAAUGUCCCCGUAUAACCUGAGGUCCUCUUCAUCUUCCCGUCUUCUGCCUUUGUCCUCCUGUCUUCGGAGCCAGGGCUUCCUUUUUUUUUUUUUUUUCUUUUUAAUUCUUAAAACUUUACUAAGGGAAUUCCCACUGUGGCUCAGCAAGUUAUAAGCCCAAUUGCUAUCCAUGAGGAUGCAGGUUCAAUCCCUGGCCUCGCUCAGUGGAUUGCGGAUCUGGCAUUUCCGUGAGCUGGGGCGUCCGUUGCAGACUUGGCUUGGAUCUGGCGUGGUUGUGGCUGUGGCUGUGGUGUAGGCUGGCAGCUGCAACUCUGAUUCAACCCCUGGCCUGGGAACUCCCUUAUGCCCCACAAGCGGCCCUAAAAAGCAGAAUAAUAAUAAUAAUAAAAAAAGCCCUUUAGCAGUAAUAUAUGAAACAGGAAUGAAUGCAUAGCCCAGCCAGAGCGCCGGAGCAGAAGCUGCCAAACACCUACAAGGCCAAAUCUGAGAUGUGUGUGGCUUCUGAGCUAAGGAUGAUUUUUACAUGUUUAAACAGGUAAAAGCAAAUCAAAAUCGGCAUAAUAUCUCAUGGCGUGCAAAAUUAUAUGAAAUGCAAAUUUCAGAGUCUGUAAGCAGUUUUUCGUGGAGCACCUAACCACGGUCAGGUGGCCUUUGCAUUACAACCGCAGAGCUGAGUAUUUGGAACAGAGACUGAAUGGCCCACACAGCCUAGAAUAUUUAAUAACUGACUCUUUAGAGGGUCAGAGUCAAGGUCAGAGCAUCCAUCUGUGUGCCGCUUCCCUCUUCAUCUCCUGCCUACCUCCCUCCCUCCCCCAACCCCAGGCAACUUUCCUCAAGAAUGUUGUCAUCAAGCCCUCACUUAAAAAAAAAAUCAUUUACCGUAUUAUUAUGAACACAACUAUUUUAUUUAGUUUUGUUUGUUUUUGAGCUUUCUGAGCAUGGUAUUGUGCUCUAUGGAAACUUACUGGGCUUUACCUAUUCAAAAGUAUAUUUAUCAUCACGUUACUGUGUGUCGCGAGAACGCUUUCAUUUUGGCUGCUGUAUUGUUUUGCAAAUAUACCAUUAUUUAUCAACCCA
Molecule: messenger RNA, 2596 nt
Organism: Sus scrofa (pig)
Lineage: Eukaryota; Metazoa; Chordata; Mammalia; Artiodactyla; Suidae
Source: RefSeq, a predicted model, not a curated record